Tarenaya hassleriana is the source of this 1259-nucleotide messenger RNA. RefSeq names its product fasciclin-like arabinogalactan protein 8. The coding region runs from base 54 to 1259 and encodes 401 amino acids. The record is from RefSeq and is a predicted model, not a curated record. Gene Ontology annotation, cellular component: plasma membrane. The transcript is spliced from 3 exons. Lineage: Eukaryota; Viridiplantae; Streptophyta; Magnoliopsida; Brassicales; Cleomaceae.
AUCACUCUUCACACUCUCUGUUCCACGCCUCCAUUCCUCUCUUAGCGUACGCCAUGGCCGCACUACCUACAUUCUCCCUCAUCGCCUUAAUUUUCUCUUUCCUGGUCGUAUUCUCCACCGUCGGUGGCCACAACAUCACGGAAAUCCUCUCCGGCUCGCCGGAUUAUUCGCAGUUCAACAGUUACCUCACCCAGACGAGGCUCGCCGACGAGAUCAACAGCCGCACCACUAUCACCGUCCUGGUCCUCAGCAAUGGUGCCAUGUCCGCACUCGCCGGAAAACACCCACUCUCCGUCGUGAAGAACGCCCUUAGCCUCCUCGUCCUCCUCGACUACUACGAUACUCAGAAGCUCCACCAGAUCUCCAAAGGUACCACACUCACCACCACUCUCUACCAAACUACUGGAAAUGCCCCUGGGAACCUUGGGUUCGUCAACAUCACCGAUCUCAAAGGCGGCAAGGUCGGAUUUGGCUCCGCCGCUUCGGGAUCCAAGCUCGAUUCGUCCUACACCAAAUCCAUCAAGCAGAUUCCGUACAACAUCUCCGUUCUCGAGAUCGACGCGCCGAUAAUCUCUCCGGGGCUUUUGACGGCGCCUGCACCUUCCGCCGCCGAAGUUAACAUCACGGGGUUGCUUGAGAAGGCCGGUUGCAAGACAUUCGCCAAUUUGCUUGUGACGAGUGGUGUGAUUAAGACCUACGAAUCGGCCGUCGACAAAGGUUUAACGGUUUUCGCGCCAUCCGAUGAAGCGUUCAAGGCCGAUGGAGUUCCAGAUCUGAGCAAGCUCACCCAGGCUGAGCUCGUCUCGCUCCUAGAGUAUCACGCUCUGACCGAGUACAAGCCCAAGGGCUCGCUCAAGACGAACAAAGGCUCGAUCUCCACAUUAGCCACUAACGGAGCCGGGAAAUUCGGUAUCACGACUUCAACAUCCGGCGACGAGGUCGUCCUCCACACAGGCGUUGGCCCAUCCAGAGUCGCCGACACUGUGCUCGAUGCAACUCCGAUCGCGAUUUUCACCGUCGACAACGUCCUCCUCCCCACCGAGUUAUUCGGAAAAUCUCCAUCUCCGGCGCCGGCUCCUGAGCCAGUGAGUGCACCGACGCCGUCUCCGGCGAAGUCACCGAGUCCCGCAGAAGCUCCUUCACCUCUCGCCGCCUCACCCCCGGCUCCUCCGAUGGACACACCAGAAGGAGCUCCGGCAGAUAGUCCGGCCGCUGCGGAAAACAGCAAGGCGGGCAAUGCGGCGGGUUUGAGUUUGUGA